Cinclus cinclus is the source of this 1814-nucleotide messenger RNA. RefSeq names its product glutamate ionotropic receptor NMDA type subunit associated protein 1 (gene GRINA). The record is from RefSeq and is a predicted model, not a curated record. Lineage: Eukaryota; Metazoa; Chordata; Aves; Passeriformes; Cinclidae. Gene Ontology annotation, cellular component: endoplasmic reticulum; membrane; Golgi apparatus. The coding region runs from base 75 to 1121 and encodes 348 amino acids. The transcript is spliced from 7 exons. Gene Ontology annotation, biological process: negative regulation of apoptotic signaling pathway.
CACCGGCGCGCAGCCAGCGGACCCCGCGCAGCUCGGCCCGGCCGCACAAAGGCGGCCGCAGCCUGCAGGACACCAUGUCCCACGAGAAGAGUUUCCUGGUGACCAACGACGGCUUUGGGGGGCAGCAACCACCGACAGCCCCCCCAGCCUACCCCCAGCCCCCCUACCCUGUCGCCCCGUACCCCCAGCCCCAGUUUGCCCCCACGCCCUAUCCCCAGCCGGGUUUCACACAGGGCCCGGGGCCGUACCCGCCACCGGGGCCGUACCCCCCUGCCGGGCCGUACCCCCCCGGGCCGUACCCCCCACCCGGGCCCUACCCACAGGGCCCCUAUGCCCAGCCACCCUAUGCCCAGCCCCAGCCCAUGGUCCCUGGAGACCAAGACUCCCCACUGCACAGCACCUACCACGAGGACGGGCCCCCCUCCUACUAUGACAACCAGGACUUCCCAUCGUCGCACUGGGACGACAAGAGCAUCCGGCAGGCCUUCAUCCGCAAGGUGUUCCUGGUGCUCACGCUGCAGCUGACCGUCACCUUCGCCUUCGUGACCGUCUUCACCUUCGUCAAAGGCGUGCGGGGCUUCGUGCAGCGCAACGUGUGGACGUACUACGUGUCCUACGCCGUGUUCUUCAUCUCCCUCAUCGUCCUCAGCUGCUGCGGAGACUUCCGCCGCAAGCACCCCUGGAACCUCGUGUCCCUGUCCAUCCUGACCGUCAGCCUGUCCUACAUGGUGGGGAUGAUCGCCAGCUUCUAUGACACCGAGGCUGUCAUCAUGGCUGUCGGCAUCACCGUCGUCGUCUGCUUCACCGUCGUCAUCUUCUCCCUGCAGACCAAGUACGACUUCACCUCGUGCCGGGGUGUCCUCGUCAUCUGCCUCGUCGUGCUCAUCCUCUUCUCCAUCCUCUGCAUCUUCAUCCGGAACCGCAUCAUGGACAUCGUCUACGCCUCGCUGGGGGCCCUGCUCUUCACCUGCUUCCUGGCAGUGGACACACAGCUGAUCCUGGGGAACAAGCAGCUGGCUCUGAGCCCUGAGGAGUACAUCUUCGCCGCUCUCAACCUCUACACCGACAUCAUCAACAUCUUCCUCUACAUCCUCGCCAUCAUCGGCAGGGCCAAGGAGUAGCCCCCCGUCCCCACCCCCCACCCCCCCCUAAAAAAAAAACCCCGGUUGGGAUCCCUCCCGUGGGGAUCCCCUCCCCGUAGCCGGUUUUGUUCCGUUCUCAUCGCGGUUCCCCCGUGGCCCCGGUUCCUGCCCCGUGGGGGCUCACUGCUGCGGGGCUGUCGUGGCCCCCUCAGCCCCCCCUGCUCCUCCCCGCUGUGAAUAUUUCCCCCCUCCCUUGGCGUCGAACGUGGACUGGAAGCACUUUGGAACCCCCCCCCCCCCCCCGUCCCGUCCUGUCCUGUCCUGUCCCCAACCACGCUGUCCCCUCCCUGUCACCACUCUGGCCGUGCAGGCAGGGGCAGUGCCAGCAGCACUGCAGACCCCCCCUCAAAACACAGCCCCUGCCUGUGGCAUCUCCAGACACCCCUGAGCCACCGUUCCCACGUGGAUGUGACCACCAGAGCCCCUCGAGCCACUGUCCCUGUCUGUCCCCAGACCCCCUGAGCCUGUGGCACCCUCCUGCUCUGAGCCACUGUCCUCAUGUGGAGGCACUCCCUGACCCCCCCAGGCCACCAGCCCUGCCCAUUCCCGGACUGGGCAAUUCCCCCAGGCCACUACAGCCACCUGCCUGUCCCCACUCCCUGAGUCCCUGAGCCACAGUCCCUGCCCGUGGCACCCCCAGACCCCCCCCCCCCCCCCAUCCCCUCCCCACGU